GCAAUAAAAUAAUUUUUCAAAAAUUUUGGAAAAAUGGUGUCUGCCCUCAAAUGCAGUUUGGCCGUGGCCAUUAUGAUUAGUCUGGCCUGUUCGGCCUAUGCCAUUAAGUGCUACCAAUGCGAGUCGCUUACCACGCCGAAAUGCGGCCUGAAGUUCGAGGAGGAUGAGACUUUGUUGAUUGAUUGCGCCAAGAUUGGGCCACCGCGCAGUCUGCAAUCCUUCUUCCCACUCCAGAAUGCCACUGGCUGCAUCAAGAAGACGCUCGAGAGCGUUGUGGGACAUCCGCAGAUCGUGCGCAGCUGCUACUUUGGAGAUGUCAGCAACAUUCAGAGCGGCUGCCAGUCGGAUCCCUCUCUGCCCUUCGUCAAGCAAAUCGGCUGUGAUGUGUGCACCAAGGAUGAAUGCAACGGCUCCUCCUCCAUCGUCCCCGUUGCAGGUGCCAUCGUGCUGUUCUUUGCCGCGGCUCGUCUGCUGGCCUAGAUUGAUCUCUAGUGUUUGGCUAUAGUUUUUAGCUCCUGCUCGUAUUUAAGUACUUCUUCUGCAUCAGUUGUCAUUUUGAUUUGCCUCAUAGUUGUGACAUAUUCUCGUUUAAAUUUGUGCUUAUUCCAUAUGCAAUUGCAAUUUAAUAAACUAUGGACCAGUUACAAA
Drosophila arizonae is the source of this 648-nucleotide messenger RNA. RefSeq names its product UPAR/Ly6 domain-containing protein bero. Gene Ontology annotation, biological process: regulation of synaptic transmission, cholinergic; positive regulation of voltage-gated potassium channel activity; sleep. Lineage: Eukaryota; Metazoa; Arthropoda; Insecta; Diptera; Drosophilidae. The record is from RefSeq and is a predicted model, not a curated record.